Messenger RNA from Fragaria vesca subsp. vesca, 1019 nucleotides. RefSeq lists its product as uncharacterized. The transcript has a single exon. The record is from RefSeq and is a predicted model, not a curated record. Bases 99 to 1019 code for a protein of 306 amino acids. NCBI's taxonomy places the organism in Eukaryota, Viridiplantae, Streptophyta, Magnoliopsida, Rosales, Rosaceae.
ACACUUUGUGUCAUUUCCACCCAACUCUCUCUCUCUCUCUCUCAAUUUCACAUCUUCUUCUUCCUAAAAAAAAUCAGCAUAUCAAGAACAACCUAGAAAUGCAGAGCGGCGGUGCUGCUAUCGGAGGUUCGUUAAUAUCGUUAUCUCCGAGCUUCAACGCGUAUUCUUCCUCCGACAGCCUCGCUCAGAUCGCCGCCAGAGUCGUCAGCGAGUUUCGUCAGGAGCUUGACGAGGCUGGUUUGGAGGAUAUUGAUGACGUGUAUGAGAACAACGGCGGGCAAUUCUCACCGCCGCGGUUGGAGCAAGAAGCGCGAAACGACGACGACGUAAAGGUGGUGGAAGAUGAUGAUGAUGAUGAGGAGGAGGAGGAGUUUGAGUUCGCUUUUGUAUGCAGAGACGCGCCGACGUCGCCGAUAGCGGCGGAGGAGGUGUUCUACAACGGCCAGAUCCGGCCGGUUUACCCCGUCUUCGACCAGAGCUUGCUUCUACAAAACGACGACGACGUGGAUGCCGUGAAGAAAGAUUCCGAGAAGUCCGCGGCGGCGGAGGCGGAGGCGGUAACGAAGCCGCGUCGUCGGCCGCUAAGAAUGCUCAUGAUCGAGGAGGAGCGCGAGACGGCGUCGUGCUCGUCCUCCGAGGCCGACGACCUCGAGAGCCUGCCACCUGGCACUUACUGCGUGUGGGCCCCGCCCAAGGCUGAUUCGUCUUCCGAGAAGGGUGGGAAAAUUAGCGGCGGCGGUUGCGGGAAGAGCGGCUCGACCGGGUCGUCGAAGAGGUGGAAGUUUCGGGACCUUCUUUCUCGGAGCAGCAGCGACGGCUCCAAGGACAAUUUGGUCUUUUUCGCACCCAAGGCCGCGGAGAAGGAGGGCGGUAACGUCGUGGUCGUCCGGAAAGUGAGGCGCAGCGGAAAAGGCGCGGCUGAUGGGGAUAAACGACGGUCGUUUUUGCCGUACAAGCAGGACCUGGUGGGGUUUUUCUCUAACGUCAAUGGGCUUAGCAGGAAUUUGCAUCCAUUCUGA